UGGGAGGCUGGGGCCGGUUGAAAAGCUGCGGGAGUCGGGAGCGGCUCUCGGGGGGUGAGUAGGCGCGCUCGGAGCCUCUUUGACGUUCGAGAGGCGUCUCAGAGGCCCGAGUGCGGCCCCGGGGGGCGGAGGGGCUGGGUGGGUUGAGGAGAAUUCGGCGGCCGGCCAGCUUCCCCCCCACGCCCGUCGACCUUGUGGGCGGAAGCUUCCCGGAGCUCGUCACUGCGGCCGCGGUCGCUCUCCACAAAGGCGCCGAAGAGCCCGAAAGGCCUGUUAGGCGGAGUUUUCAGAUCCCCAGGAAGAGCAGAGAAAAGAAAGCACUUUUCCAGUCAUUAACUCCAGGCUCUAGAGAAUUCGAAGAUGUUUUAAAUAUUCUCCAUUCAUCUUACCUUGAGCCAUCCUCAGUAACAAAUUUUAACUAUAGAAGAGCUUGCUUGAUACAUAAUGAGCUUUUGGAAAAAGAGUUUACAGAAAAAAGAAGAGAACUGAAGUUUGAUGGUCGUUUGGAUAAGGAACUUUCAGAAUCUUACGCAUUUCUCAUGGUUGAUCGAUACCAGGUUCAAAGCAUAUGUGAAAAAGGAUUGCAGGUGGGCCAGUCCAAAAUAACUAUUCUUGGCAGCCCUUCCAUGGGUAUCUAUCUGUGUAGAUAUGCAGAUCUCUUACAGUCUAAUCCUUUGGAAGCCGGGGCAGUGGGCGACGUUGUUAUUUUUAAAAUAAUGAAGGGUAAAAUAAAGAGUAUUUAUGAUCCUCUGAGUGUAAAAAGCUUGGAACCUAUGUUAAAUAAAAAUGCUUUGGAUCCUACACCAAAGCAUGAAUGUCAUGUGUCUAAAAAUGCCAGUAGAAUUACAUCCCUUUUGGCAUACAGAGCCUAUGAGCUUACUCAGUAUUACUUUUAUGAGUAUGGCUUCGAUGAACUAAGACGGAGACCAAGACAUGUUUGUCCAUAUGCAGUUGUGUCUUUUAUUUACAAAGAUGAAAUUCAAACUCCAAAGUUUAUGUCUUCACUGAGAUCUAACAGCUUUAAUGCAGAUAGAAACAUAGAAAAAUGUAACUACACCUUGUGGAAAGGACAACUUUUAAAUAAAGGAAAGCUUCUGUGUUAUAUUUCUUUGAGGUCGGCCACUCGUGCCUUUUUGCCUGUCAAGCUUCCUGAGAAGUUAGAUGUUGAAACAGUUAUGAGUAUUGAUUAUUUGAAACAGAAAAUUCCUCCUGCAUUGUUUUAUAAAGACACAUACGUGGGUCCUAAUGAAGUUUUAAAGAAUGGGAUGUAUUGUAGCCUUUAUGAAGUUGUAGAAAAGACAAGAAUUGGAAGUAACAUGGAGUGUUUACUGCAAAAACUGGAAAAAGAAAAACUAGUUCUUGUUAAACCUUUAGGAGACCGUGGAUACCUUUUUCUUCUUUCUCCUUACCAGAUGACUUCUCCAUAUGAACAUCAGACUGUCAAGUCUCGAAUCCUACAUGCUUUGUUUCUGUUUCAAGAACCUAGAUGCCUAAUUAUCACACAAAAAGGUGUAACGAAUCCAUUACCACAGGAGAAACAUGAGAACAUAUCAGAUAUAUUAAAAAUAACUCAGUUUUUACAGUUUGCUUUGAUUCAAUGUCGAAAAGAAUUCAAAGAUAUAAACACUAUUAAUUUUCAUUCUGUUGUUGAAAAGUACGUAAGUGAAUUUUUUAAGCGAGGUUUUGGUUCAGGUAAGCGAGAAUUUUUCAUGUUUUCAUAUGAUUCACGAUUAGAUGAUAAAAAGUUCCUCUACUCAGCACCAAGAAAUAAAUCUCAUAUCGAUGACUGCUUACAUACCUACAUUUUUCAGCCAGAAAUGUAUCAGUUACCUAUUUUUAAAUUAAAAGAGUUAUUUGAAGAAAAUCUAAAACGGCAACAAUUUAGUCCACUUUCAGAUUAUGAAGGCCAAGAAGAAGAAAUUAAUGGUUCAAAAAUGAAAUUUGGAAAACGAAAUAGCUCAAGGGGUGAAACUACUGAACCUUCACAGCAGAAGUCAUCUCAUUCUUUAGAUUAUGAUAAGGAUAGAGUCAAAGAAUUGAUUAAUUUAAUUCAGUGUACGAAAAAAAAUGUGGGUGGGGACCCAGAUACUGAAGAUACUAGAAGCAAAAAUGUCUUAAAGAGGAAGCUUGAGGAUCUACCUGAAAAUAUGAGAAAGUUCGCCAAGACCAGCAGUUCAUCUGAUAAUUACCAUCUAUAUGAAGAGUCUCCACAGUCUAUUGGCUUACUUGGACAUGAACCUAACUUGAGACUGCAGCAGGAAGAGGCAUGUAACAUUGGAGACAUCCACAAGCUUUAUAAUUGGUUGUCAGAAACACUAGCAAAUGCUCGGCACUCAGAUGCGUUUCUGACAGAUACAGUCAACAAGGCCUUAGGAUUGAGUAGCAGUGGUACCUGUGAAGCGCUAAGACAAAAAUGUGAAUAUGAGUUGAAUCCUGCUUUGGAUAAGAAAGACUGUGAGCAGCCUGCUUGUACAAAAAUUGAAAAUGUUCAUUUUAAGGGUGCUCAGAGCCCACUGCUAGAAGUUGAUGCAGCUUCUGUAAAGUACCCUACUCUUUCUACAAAUGAGGAUCCAAACUUAAUUAAUGUCAAUAAUUUUGAAGAGUGCAGUCUGUGUCCCACUGUUUCCAUUGAGCACGGAUUCCUUAGACAACAUUCUAAGUCAAAUGAUGAAGAAGAGACAGAAAUACAUUGGAAAUUGAUUCCAAUUACAGGAGGGAAUGUAAGAAGCCCAGAAGACCAGCAUGGGAAACAUGGUGAGAAACAAACACCAGGAAUGAAAUCACCAGGAGAACAACUGGUGUGUCUACCACCACUGGAGGCCUUUCCUAACGACCCUCGGGUAAUAAAUAGAGAAAGAAGUUCUGAUUACCAGUUUCCAUCCUCUCCGUUUACAGACACUGUAAAGGGCACCACUGAGGAGGAGGACCUGUUGACAGGUCCAGUGAUGACAGUGGAAGAGCAGUGUGUGCCAGCAGCAGAGCCUCCUACAGUGACUAGCGAAACUACAGAGAAUACAGUGUUAGGAGAGUUCCAUUUCUUUUCUAGAAAGAUAGAAGAGAUUUUGAAGCAAAAGAAUGUUUCGUAUGUUAGUACAAUUUCCACACCUAUCUUUUCAGCACAAGAGAAGAUGAAUCGCCUUUCUGAGUUCAUAUACUCUAAGACUUCAAAAGCUGGUAUACAGGAAUUUGUAGAUGGUUUGCACGAAAAACUAAAUACUAUUAUUAUUAAAGCAUCAGCUAAGGGUGGGAAUUUGCCACCAGUAAACCCUAAUCAUUCUCAUACAACCACAUUGAAUCCUCUGGGAAGGCAUGUUGUAUCAAUUUCUUCAAGUGAUUUCAACAGUAAAGACCUUUUUGAGCCACUGUGUCCUGAACCUUUAAAAGAUAACAGUUCUAAUGAGCAGUAUUCCUCUUCAGUUGUAAUAGAAAUGAAUCAGCCACACCUCUGCAAGGAGUUAAUGUUGACUUCUGAUCACACUGUACCUAGUGAUACUGCCCUGGAGUCAGUAGAAAAAGAAAUAUCAAAAUCACCCAACGAUAUAAACAUUUCUGCACAACCAGCUCUUUCAAAUUUUAUAAGCCAGUUGGAACCUGAAGUAUUUAAUAGUUUGGUUAAAAUAAUGAAAGAUGUCCAGAAAAAUACUGUGAAAUUUUACAUUCAUGAAGAAGAGGAAAGUGUGCUUUGCAAAGAAAUAAAGGAGUAUCUUAUCAAGUUAGGCAAUACAGAAUGUCAUCCAGAUCAGUUUUUGGAAAGAAGAUCGACCUUAGAUAAACUAUUGAUUAUUAUUCAAAAUGAAGACAUUGCAGAUUUCAUUCACAAGGUACCUGGCUUGGUGACUUUAAAGAAGCUCCCAUGUGUUAGCUUUGCCGGUGUUGAUAGCCUGGAUGAUGUUAAAAAUCAUACAUACAAUGAGUUAUUUGUGUCUGGUGGCGUUAUUGUGUCUGAUGAAUCAAUUCUAAAUCCAGAGGUUGUCACAAUUGAGAGCCUUAAAAUUUUUUUGGCAUUCCUUGAAGAACUUAGUACUCCAGAAGGAAAAUGGCAAUGGAAAAUCCACUGUAAAUUCCAGAAGAAACUGAAGGAACUGGGCAGAUUGAAUACUAAAGCUCUGAGUCUGCUGUCUCUUCUAAAUGUAUAUCAGAAGAAACAUCUGGUUGAGAUUUUGUCAUACCACAACUGUGAUUCACAAACUCGAAAUGCUCCAGAAAUGGACUGCCUUAUUAGGCUUCAGGCUCAGAAUAUACAGCAGCGACACAUAGUCUUUCUAACAGAGAAGACUAUCAAGAUGGUUUCCAGUUAUACAGAUAAUGGAAUUGUAGUUGCAACAGCUGAAGACUUUAUGCACAACUUUAAAAGUCUUGUGGGAUAUCACAACUCAGUCACAGAAGAAAAUCUUCCGCUGCUUGGUGCUAAUGAGACUCUUGAGUCACAGUCAGAUGCUGUUUUGACAUUAACCCCUUUGGAGCUGGGAGUUGGGAUUUCCCAACAUUAAACGUGAACACAUUUCGCAGAAGCUUUUAGCAUCGGAUUAUCCAGACACUCAUACCUAGUGUGAGUGUUGUGACUAAGUGAACUUGUGGCAGAAGACCAAGCUUUAAGGGAUUGUGGACUUUGCAGAUCCUGACGCACUAUGUUGUGUGAGUAGUGUAUAAUCUUACAAACUAAACAAAUUGUGUAUUUCAAUAGAGGAGGG
Molecule: messenger RNA, 4691 nt
Organism: Cricetulus griseus (Chinese hamster)
Lineage: Eukaryota; Metazoa; Chordata; Mammalia; Rodentia; Cricetidae
Source: RefSeq, a predicted model, not a curated record